Cordyceps fumosorosea ARSEF 2679 is the source of this 963-nucleotide messenger RNA. RefSeq names its product Carbohydrate binding family 6. The transcript has a single exon. The coding region runs from base 1 to 963 and encodes 320 amino acids. Gene Ontology annotation, biological process: carbohydrate metabolic process. The record is from RefSeq and is a predicted model, not a curated record. Gene Ontology annotation, molecular function: hydrolase activity, hydrolyzing O-glycosyl compounds. NCBI's taxonomy places the organism in Eukaryota, Fungi, Ascomycota, Sordariomycetes, Hypocreales, Cordycipitaceae.
AUGGCUCUACGGACAUUGACCGCCGUAACCGCAUUCCUGGCGUCCAGGGUUCACGCCAAUGCUGCCGACAACGGCGUCCAAGGCGUCCCGCUACCCGCCGGCUUCUCCCGCGCCCUCUUCUACGACGACUUCUCCUCCAACGGCACCCUCGACCUGACCAAGUGGAAGCACGACCUGGGCACGCAGUACCCCGGCGGCCCGGCCAACUGGGGCACCGGCGAGAUCCAGUCCUACACGGCGUCGCCGGACAACAUCUACGUCACGCGCGAGCGCACGCUGCGCAUCAUCCCCGUCCACGACGGGCAGGGUGGCUGGACCUCGGCGCGCGUCGAGACGCUGCCGGACUGGGACUUUGGCGCCGCCGUCGGCCAGCAGGUGCGCGUCGAGGCGCGCAUCAAGCUCGGCCAGGCCGCCGCCGACGAGCAGUGGGGCAUCUGGCCGGCCUUCUGGUCCCUGGGAAGCGCGUACCGAGACGACUACCAGAACUGGCCGUCGGUCGGCGAGGUCGACUUCUUCGAGAGCACGCACGGCCAACCGGCCGUCUGGCAGUCGCUGCACUGCGGGCCGGCGCCUGCCGGGGGGCCGUGCAACGAGCCCGUCGGCCGCUUCCAGGAGGCCGGCGACGACAUCUACGACCGCGAUGAGUGGAACGUCUUCUCGUGGGAGCUGGACCGCCGGCGCGGCACCGGGGCCACGGACGCGGAGCUCGGCAAGGGGGAGCGCAUGACGUGGUUCGUCAACGACAAGCCGCUCUUCGUCCUCGGGCAGUCCGACAUUGGCAGCGACGAGGUCUGGGGCCAGCUCGUGGACAGCAAGAAGUUUCUGCUUCUAAACGUCGCUGUCGGCGGCAGCUUUGCAAAUGCCAGGGCCGGCUUCGAGACGCCGACGAAUACGACGGCUGGUGGGCUUGGAGCGGCCAUGGAGGUCGACUAUGUCGGCGUCUACGAGGCCUGGUCCAAGUAA